UAUGGCGCCCAUCUCGCAGUUCAGUCCGAGGAUCGGCGCGAAGCGGCGGCAGUCGUGCGAAAGUGGGCGACAUGCAGAACGGUGCCAAAGCAGACAAGGAAGACGACGUGGGCUCCCACGCAUGCUCAGAAGAUGACAUCAGAGAUAGCAGAGAAGGCGGCUGCUGUGGGUGGGUGUCGGCCAUAUCUGUGGAGCCGGUUAUGUUCCUCUACAUGUUCGCCUUCAUGAUCACCUCUGUGGUCGAGCAGGCGUUCUUCGUGGACCGCGCCUGCAGGGUCGACCUCCGCCUCUCCGACGAGAUCUGUUCUAAUCUGCAGAACGAGACGUUCAAGGAUGACAACACAGAGGUGCAGGUGGUGGUGUCGACGUUCUUCCAGUGGAACCAGAUCGUGUCGCACGCGCCGCCCAUCCUGAUGGCAACGCUGCUGGGCGCCUGGAGCGACCGCCACGGCCGCAAGGGUCCGCUGCUGCUGGGGCUGGUCGGCAAGCUCUUCUACUCGGCCGCACUUGUCCUCAACGCUUCGCAAGCGGACUGGCCGCUGUCGACGGUGCUGUGGUCGGCGGCGCUGCCGUGUGCGCUGACGGGCGCCGACGUGGCCAUCUUCGCCAACUGCUUCAGCUACCUGGCUGACGUCACCACCAGGGAGCAGCGCACCCUGCGCGUCGCCGUCCUCGACGUGGUUUACCUCAGCACCAUGCCAACUGGCGUUGCUCUAGGCAAGUACCUGUGGGCGGGCCCGUUGCAGCGGUCGUACACGCUGAUGUUCGCGGUGAACGCGUGCCUGAUGCUGGCGGCCGUGGUGUACGCGGCGGUGGCGCUGCGCUCGAGGACGGCGCCGGGCCACGAACCGCUGCCCCGGCGCGCCGACGCCUGCUGCGCAGACUUCUGGGACUGGCGCGCCGCCAGGGACACGAUGGCCACGCUGGCGAGGCGGCGGCCGCGCCGGCGCAGGGCCAUCCUCUGCCUCAUCGUCAUCGCCGUCGCCUUCUACACUUUCCAGAGGGAUGAGAAGAACAUGACGUACCUGUACACGCAGCUGGUGUUCCACUGGUCAGCAGACGUGUACAGUGACUUCAAGACCUUCCAGUCUGCUGCCUACGUGUUGGGCGUGCUGCUCGGAGUGCCUCUGAUGAGCCGCCUGCUGCGGCUGUCGGACACCACGGUGGUGAUGGUGGGCGCCGUCGCCCACGCCACCGCGCGGCUGCUGUACGCCUUCGCCAGCACUUCCGUCCUGCUCUACGUCGGAGCUGGGAUUGCCGGACUGGGUCCCGUCGUGAUUGCUGUCCUGCGCUCAAUCGCUUCCAAGGUGGUUCCGUUACCUGAAAGGGGUAAGCUGUUCGCGCUGCUGGCCGUGGCGGACAACGCCGUGCCUCUGGUGUCCGGGGUGCUGUACUCGCAGCUGUACAACGCCACCAUCCGCACUCUGCCCUCCGCCAUCUUCUGGCUCACCAUCGCCAGCGAGGUCGUCGUUUUCUCCUGCACUGUGAUCAUCCGCAUCUUCCUGAGGAGGGCGCCCCUGGACGCUGCCGACGUCGAGACCACGGGAGACUCCGGCGAGACGUGACAACUGCCGGCCACUGCACCAACUCCAACGCUCGCCAGCUCACUAGUCCGCCGACGUUGCCCCUCGACCUCUGCAGCGCUCUGGCUUAGCUUGUGUGCCAGAUACUGCUACAGACCAGCUGCACUGGAAAUUUGUAACAGUGGAUCGACCUCUAUCUGCCACGUCUGAGUUCAAACCAGUGCGAUCAUUCCACAUUGUGACAAUUUCUCGUGUACUCUCAGAACUUUUAUACCACACCACUACGGAUGCGUACGUUUAGAAGAAAAUAAAAUAUUUUU
This is a messenger RNA of Schistocerca nitens (vagrant locust), 1843 nucleotides long. Its product is annotated as proton-coupled folate transporter. Gene Ontology annotation, cellular component: membrane. NCBI's taxonomy places the organism in Eukaryota, Metazoa, Arthropoda, Insecta, Orthoptera, Acrididae. The record is from RefSeq and is a predicted model, not a curated record. Gene Ontology annotation, biological process: transmembrane transport. Bases 72 to 1565 code for a protein of 497 amino acids. Gene Ontology annotation, molecular function: transmembrane transporter activity. The transcript has 10 exons.